CCCACCCAACAUCGGGCGCCGACGUGGGCCGACAAGGCCAUCUGCUCCACGCUUCCCGCUGCUCGUAUGAUCCUUAGCGCUUCUGUUACUUGCUAUUCGGACACUCCCCAGAAUGGCGAGAGCAUGUGUGCGGUCCCUGGCACUGCUUAGUCUGCUGGUUUUGGCAGACUCGGCGCUUGGCAUGUACAACCUAUCCCCACCGACGGAGGUGAUGACAGCUUCUGGAAGGAUCGUGGGAACUCUGGAGAAGUCGACGAAGGGCAAGACAUUUAUUAGUUUCCAUGGGAUACCGUAUGCCCAGCCUCCUGUAGGACCCCUUCGUCUUCGGGAUCCAGUCAAAGCAACUCCCUGGGACGGCGUGAGGAACGGGACCAUACCGCCGCCUCCUUGCCUCCAGGUCCCCUUCUCGCUGGCGGUGAUGGGGGUCAAAUUGCCUGCCGGUCAGCUCGUGGGUUCUGAGGACUGCCUCUUCCUCAAUGUGUUUACACCAAGGACGUUCGGAAUGAAAGGAUUGCCUGUAAUGGUGUUCUUCCACGGCGGCGCCUUCUUUGCUGGUGGAGCCUCAGAGUACAAGCCAUACGCCCUUCUCAACCACGACGUUGUCUUGGUGGUUGUGCAGUACAGACUCGGCGUCUUAGGCUUCCUUUCGACCGAGGAUGACGUGCUGCCUGGUAACUACGGCUUGAAGGACCAGACAUUGGCCCUCCAAUGGGUGCAGGAGAACAUCAGGAACUUCGGUGGCGAUCCCAAGCGGGUUACCAUCUUCGGCCAGAGCGCGGGCGGGACCUUUGUUCAUUACCAUAUCAUGUCGCCCAAAUCUGAAGGGCUCUUCCAACGAGCCAUCAUGCAGUCGGGCACUUCAGUCAACCCCUUUUCCGUGGCCGUCGGUCUCCGGCAGGCAACACUCACCUUAGGGGCGUCUCUCGGGUGCCAAGGCGAUGCUGGGAGUGAAGAAUUCCUUCGGUGUCUUCAAAGGACCGAUGCUCAAGAUCUGGCAGCUGGAUUCCAAAAUUUCUUCGCCUGGUUCCUCAGCCCUUUGUUCUUCUUGCCUCGCGUCGAUGGUGACUUCAUGCCCGAAGACCCUAACGUGCUGCUGCGGGAGGGGAGGCACCAGCAUGUCGACCUCAUGUCGGGGGUGACGGCACACGAAGGGGCGUUCGGGACGAAGCCUCUCUACUCUCGCCCUGAAUUGGUAACCAGUCUCCUGGAAAACCCCAGCCUCCUGCCCCUGAGCGUCUUGUGUUGUGUAGGAGCGGAGGACCCAAUGGCCACCACACUGAGGAUCUAUCAACACUACCUUGGCGGUCUGAAUAUUAACGAUACAGAGAGAGUGACGGAGAUGAUGUCGAAUCGGCUAUUUAAGGUGAGCCAAGACCUCGCCACACAAUACCACUCGAAAAACGUUUCUCCCGGCAAGAAAACGUUCUCGUACGAACUGACCCACCGUGGCCAGCUCUCUGUAGGUGACUAUUUCGAGACGCCCGUCGGGAAGCACUGGGUCAUGCACAGCGACGACCUCUUCUACCUGUUCCAAAGAGAUUCACUGGUCCCGAUCCCGAAGAUCCCAGGUCGCCCAGAUGACCUGGUUCGCGAAGAUGACCUGAGGUUGCGAGACAUUAUGACGACGAUGUGGACUAAUUUUGCAGCUUAUGGUGACCCAACACCUGACCUCAGCCUCGGGUUCAAGUGGGAAGAGGCCACAGAGAAUGACCUCAAGCACCUAGACCUUACACCGAACCCGGUCAUGAUGGGUGAUCAGCGUAAAGAGGUUAGAAGAUUUCACGCGUCACUACCAACAAGUCAGAAUUACAUUUUAAAUCCAGAACUUGUAACACCAUAAUCUCAUGAAUUAGAUAAUUAUCCUAGUAAUUUGAGUGGAUCAAUUCAAUUUCAAGAUCAUCUUUUCUACAUAAUUAUUUGAUCUACCAGCAUUUCAACCGUUUUUCUCUGAAUCUAUUUCCAUCCUAAACGAGGUCUAUUUGAUCUUUCUUUUAACAAUGAAAGAUACAUGGCAACAAUGUAUUAAAUCCAAGUAAAAUAAAUUACCACUCAUGGUUAAUGCUUUAAACAUAUAAUUGUGCUUGAUAUCAAAGGUCAAACAGCACUAUUACUACACAUGAUACGCCAGUUUGUUUCUUUUUUUCAUGCUAGCGUUAGGUAUUAAAUCACUAAUUCUUCACAUUUUUUUUCCUCAUUUCACCCGAUAACUGCUUGCCAUUAUCUAUCUAUUCAUCAAUCUGUCUAUCUAUCUAUCUAUCCAUCUCUCUAUGUAUCUAUCUAUAUAUGUGUCUCUCUGUUAUGUAUAAUUAUUAUCAUCUUGCUGUCAGUGUACGAUAUAUGUAUAUAACGUGUUUACAAUUAAUAAAAUUCCUAACUGAA
Messenger RNA from Penaeus vannamei (Pacific white shrimp), 2379 nucleotides. RefSeq names its product juvenile hormone esterase. The record is from RefSeq and is a predicted model, not a curated record. Lineage: Eukaryota; Metazoa; Arthropoda; Malacostraca; Decapoda; Penaeidae.